Messenger RNA from Ixodes scapularis (black-legged tick), 810 nucleotides. RefSeq lists its product as uncharacterized. The transcript has 4 exons. The record is from RefSeq and is a predicted model, not a curated record. Lineage: Eukaryota; Metazoa; Arthropoda; Arachnida; Ixodida; Ixodidae. Bases 60 to 512 code for a protein of 150 amino acids.
GGGGCUAUCGACGCCCGCCGCCCUCGCAGACUUCAAGGGGACAGACUCAGAGCGGCGCAAUGUCUGCAGCCAGCAUGUCCAUCCGGCCGGUCCUGCUGCUACUGCUGGCCUGCUCGAUCACUGUCUGCACAUCGGGUGCCCUCGCACCAGGAAGAGAAGUACUGAGGGCUCCAACCAAACAAGUCAUCAAGAACUACUUCGCCACGGACAGGACGAGGGUGUCCCUGACGUGCGAGCCCGAGCGGUUCCUGGUCCAGAUCAACUUCACGCAGCCGUUCCGGGGCGUGGUGCACGCGGGCCACAAAAAGGGCAAGUGCAAGAUCCGCGGCGACGGGUCGCGGGCCUACACGCUGCGCGUGCCGCUCAACGACUGCAGCACCACGCACAACGACGCCACCGGCAGCUUCACGAACAGCCUGACCAUCCGCUUCCACCCGUCACUCGAGCUCGAGGGAGACGAAAUCAAGACUCUAGUCUGCAAGUUCACCACGGGAGAAGUGAACCUCGGUUGAAAUCGGAGGACCAAGAUUCCAGCAGCCGUCACGGCUCAUGUUUCGUUCUGCAUUCAUGAGCCGUGCUACUCUGCCUGUCCGCCAACGGAAGGUCGUCGGUUUUCUAUAGAAUGGUCCAAAGCCUGCGAGAGAGUGCGGCUAUUAGUACCACUGCCGAACUAUGAUCAAUUUGAACUGUGGUGGGCUUUGCUUUCCACAGGAACAGCUUCAGCCAAAACCGCUAAAAAUUGUGUUGUAGGUCUACGACAUCUCAUGCUCAGAAGUCUUUCAAGUCUUACAUAAUAUGUUCGAACCUCGU